This is a messenger RNA of Lucilia sericata (common green bottle fly), 6098 nucleotides long. RefSeq names its product polyhomeotic-proximal chromatin protein-like. The record is from RefSeq and is a predicted model, not a curated record. Gene Ontology annotation, molecular function: protein binding; zinc ion binding. The transcript has 5 exons. The coding region runs from base 229 to 5466 and encodes 1745 amino acids. NCBI's taxonomy places the organism in Eukaryota, Metazoa, Arthropoda, Insecta, Diptera, Calliphoridae. Gene Ontology annotation, cellular component: PRC1 complex; nucleus.
UUUUUACCCUAAAUUUUGUGGUUGUGUUUGAACUUUUAGUUUGAGUUUGUACGUUUUUUGUCGCUCUAUAAAUUGUUGUGUGUUUUAUUUUUUACAAUAAAAAAAGUGUGAGACACAUAAUUGUUUCAAAAAAUAUAAGAUAGAAAAAAAUAAAUAAAAAAAGGAACUAUGAUGAUGUUGCAUGCUUUAAUAAUUUCAUUUCGUUUAAAUUCGAUUUUAUUUUAAACGAUGGAUCGUCGUGCUUUAAAAGUUUAUCCAAGAAGAACUACGGCUACAAGAGAAAGUGAAAACUCAACAACAACUGGAAACAGCACAUAUCUGCCUACACAACCUCUAAAGGAUAAUUCAAAUAUACGAAUAAUUAAAUUCAAUGCUGAACAAGCGCACUUAAACGAACAGAAACAACAAAUAACAACUUUUACAAACGGUAACAAUAACAACAACAGCAACCACUCUAGUGCAACAUACUUGACUCAUUCAAAAGUUUCCAACUCCCACCCAUCUACAAACGUUAACGGCAGUCCUAAAGUAUCUCCUAAUAACACCAGUGCACCAGCAUCUGGUGGUGGUAACGAACGACCGCUUAAGUGUUUAGAAACUUUAGCACAAAAGGCGGGCAUAACAUUUGACGAAAAAUACGAUUUUGCUCCCUCGUCAGUAGCAGCCACCAACACAACAACUUCGGUGUCACAGUCAGCCUCAACACCACCACCAAAUUCUCAGUCUCAUUUUCAAGCGAAUAAAUCUACAACUAAUAUAUAUACAUUUGCUAACGGCUCCAACAAAAGCUUCACGCUGGAGAAGUCACAGAGUCCAGCCCAACAGGUGGCACCUGGCACGGUGCCACUACAAAUAUCGCCAGAACAAUUGCAACAGUUACAACAGUAUCAUCAAUUGCAACAUGGUUCGCCAUUUGCUGCCAUCCAAGUUAAACAAGAAUUUCCCACACAGCAACACACGUUGGCAGGUCACGGAGGCUCUACUACUGAAAUCAAACAUCCCAGCCUUCUAGAUGGUCAAUUGCAACAGAUGCAAAUGCAAUUGGCUCAAGCGGCAGCCGAUGCAAAUGGAGGCGCCGGACAAAAUAGCCCGGCCACACAGCACACACCCACUAGUGCUGCAGCUGUGGCUGCCAUGCAGCAACAACAUUCGACCACCAUUAGCACAAUGUCACCCAUGCAAUUAGCCACAGGCCAAGUAACGGCCACGGGUGAUUGGACUCAAGGUCGUACCGUACAGCUAAUGCAACCGUCCACAGGAUUCAUAUAUCCACAAAUGUUGGUGCCCGGCAAUCUCAUACAAUCGGGUCUGGGUCAGCAACCCAUUCAAGUUAUAGCUGCUGGCAAGCCAUUUCAAUCGGGCGGUCCUCAAAUGAUUGCCACUACACAAAACACAAAGCAAAUGGCCAUUGGGGGCAAUACGGGGUUCCCUAGUGGUACCACCUACGCCAUACCCUCCAGCCAAUCUCCACAGACUUUGCUUUUCUCUCCGGUCAAUGUCAUAUCACAAUCUCAACAACAGCAGCAACAAAACAUUCUCCAAGCAAUGACAGCCGCUGCUAAUGCCCAGCAACAACAGCAGCAGCAGCAGCAACAACAACAACAAAAAGGUGCAGUGGAUGCUCAGAAGAAUCUACAGCAAAAAGUCGUACAAAAAGUAACCACCACAACGAAUAAUGUACAGUCGUCAGCCGGGGCAGCAGCUGCUGCCCAACAGCAACAACAACAGGCCACCCAACAAUGUGUACAGGUCAAUGCACAAACUGGAGCUCUUUCAGCUGGCACCACCCAAAUUAUUAGUCCCCUGCAACAGGCUACGGGCCAACCACAGCCGUUGCAAAUUAACGCCACACCUUGGGUACAAAGUGUGCCCUUCUGGUCAAACGGUUUGCAACAACUCACGCAAAAUCCCCCUAUUAUAAUAAGAGGCACACAGGCGGAUGGUACUCCGGGAGUAUUCAUACAACAACCCAGUGGACAAACACUGCAGACUCAACAACCAAAUCAAAUAACCCUGCAAUGUAAUGUCACACAAACUCCCACAAAGCCACGUACCCAGUUGGAGCAAUUGGCUGCUGCUAAGCAACAACAGCAGCAGCAAACGGGACAAACUCACUCCCAGCAGGUAGUGCAACAACAGUCCACACAAUUGCAAGUUCAACAGCAGCAACAACAACAGGCCAAUAAUGUCCAGCAGCAACAACAACAAGCUGUUGUCCAGGCUCAUCUGCAGCAACAAGCAGCUGCUGCCGUUGCCGCUGCAAACCAACAACGUGGUCAGACACAAAUUCUACCCCAAGCUGGUGGUGCCCAAAUACGCCCAGCUUCAUCAGUAUCCACACAAACAGCUCAAAAUCAAAGUUUACUUAAACAAAAGAUGCGCACAAAGCAGCCAGCUGUACGUCCUGCUCUGCCGGCCAUGAAGACUGAACCCCAAACUGUGCAACAGGUGCAGCAGCAGCAACAACAACAGCAAGUGACUAAAACCACUACUGUGGCAGGGCUGCAGCAGCAAAUAACAUCUAACGUUGCAACACAACAGCAACAGGGUCAACCGACCAUGCACAAAAUGGUGGUUAUGAGUGCUGGCACCCCAAUCACUAUACAGAAUGGUCAAACUUUUCAGCAGGCUGUUGAUAAGCAGCAACAGCAGCAACAAUUACAAUUGCAACAAAUACAAAAGCAACAACAGCAGUAUUUGCAGCAGCAAUUGAUUCAACAACAAUUUGCUCAAAUUCAGUUGCAGCAACAGCAGGCUGCAGUUCAUCAACAGCAGCAACAACUGCAACAAGUUGUGGCAGCUCAACAACAGCAACAACAGCAGCAGCAACAGCAAGUAGGACAAGCCCAACAACAACAACCGCAAAUUCAAUUGCAAGUUGGUCCUCAAGGCUUUAUUACGGCCCAGCAGCAGCAACAGCUACAAAAUCAAUUGUUGCAACAACAACAACAAUUACAACAGCAGCAGCGAGACCAACAACAGUCUCAAAAUAUUAUACAUCAAAUUGUGGUACAACAAUCGCCGCAACAGCAGCAGCAACAACAACAGCAAACACAGCAGUUGCAACAGCAAAUAACUGCUGUGCCAUUUUCAGUUUCUUCCUCGACGCCAGCUUCUAUAGCAACAUCACAAGGCUUACAGCAACAUGUGACGUAUCAAACGAAAACAUCUAAUUCACUGCCCACCACUUCAGUGGUGACAAUAUCUAACCAGACAGGUCCUUUAGUUACCAGUACGGUGGGCCUUAAUCAAGCAACCGCACAAUUACAGCAGCAACAGUUGCAACAACAGAUAGCUGCUACUAUAGCAGCCUCUCAGCAGCAGCAACAACAACAUCAGCAGCAACAAUUGCAGCAGGCUCAACAUUUAGUAGCUGUUGCACAACAACAGCAGCAACAACAGCAGCAACAACAACAGCAACAACAACAGCAGCAACAACAACAGCAGCAGCAACAACAGCAGCAACAACAACAGCAGCAACAACAGCAGCAGCAGCAACAACAACAGCAGCAAUCUACAGUUAUGCCACCUCCUUCAUCGCCAGCACAAAAUCCAAUUUUAGCUAUGGCUUCCAUGAUGAAUGCAGCCGCUGGAGGCAACCUUACCGGAAACUCCUCUCUAACCACAGCAGUUGCGAUGACUUCGCCCAUGGGCAACGCCACAACAACGAACGUUUCUUCAUUGCCCGCCACACCCACGAAAACAGCCAUGGAACAAUUAAAAACUGUUUCUAGUGCACCCAGCACUCCAUCUACCGGCAACAUUAAUGUAAAUCCUGCAGCAUCUGCACCCUCAACUCCUGUACAUUUGGCAACAGUCGAACAACCCUCAAAGGAUACACCGACAAAAUCCAAUGAUAAAACUUUUGAAGCUUCCACCACCACAACUGCAGGAGCGAUGACCAGCACACCUACUACCCUCUCCACUACUGCCUCUAGUAACAGUGCAACAUCUCAGCAACAGCAUUCGCCAACCGUUACAGCUUCCAAUCAAACUGCCCCAACAACCGCAGAAACCCCACAAAUGGCUGUACAACCCAUGGACACCACAGAAUCCCAUAACGAAUCUGUGUCAUCUGUAGCCAGCAAACAAUCUAAUACUAGUGCUGUGGCAUCGACCACUCAAACAUCUUCAGAUAGUAUUAAUUCAUCGCCUUCCAAAUCCCAAAAAUCUUCCAACAGCCAACAAGGCAGUGUUUCAAAUGAAAGCGAAAAAUCGUCAGCACAAAUUUCAUCAGUUGUUUCCUCUUCACCCGAAGAAACAACUCAACCGUCAUCAUGUUUGCCAGCCGUUAGCACUACUUCCUCGACCACUUGUACCACAUCCAUUACUACUACUUCUUCUAGCACCACCACUUCGAGUACGUUUAGCACUUCCACUACAACUAGUACAACAGCUAAUAGUAACACUCCUAUUGCUACUAAGACAAGUGGUCCACCACCAAAGUCGACACCUGGUGCUACGAUUGUUAAGGUUGAAAAGGAUCUGCCGAAAGCCAUGAUCAAACCUAAUGUUUUGACUCACGUCAUUGAUGGUUUUAUUAUACAGGAAGCGAACGAGCCAUUCCCAGUUACAAGAAAACGUUACACGGAUAAGGAUGACAGUGAUGAAUUACCACAAAAGAAACAAGCUUUGGAUGAUGCCUCCAAUAAUACAAACAACAACAAUAAUUUGUCGACGAGUCCAUUACCAGCCGAUAUGGUGGCAUGUGAACAGUGUGGCAAACCAGAACAUAAAACGAAAUUGAAAAAGAAACGUUUCUGUUCACCGGCAUGUGCACGCCAGGCUAAAGCUUCGAUUGGUGAGCAGGUUGCACAAGCUCAACAGCUACAGCAGCAGCAACAGCUACAUCAACAACAACAACAAUCAGCUGAAUCAAUGAACAGUUCAAACAUUACACAUAAUGACACCAACAACACCAGCCAACUAAACAAUAGCAUUAAUAUGGAUAUCGGUAAUACAAUAACCCAUACAACACCCAUGGUGGCAGUGGGAGCUGGACUUGUGGAUAGAAUGCAAACCGAUAAUAGUGCAAUAAUGCAAAAUCUAGCGCCAAUUGUAACAACAGCAUCCCAAAUGCAACAGGCGUCUCCCAUAUCAUCAGCCGCCAUUAUGUCAGCAGUAGUAAAUGAAACAGCUCCCUUAGCUCCAGUGGUAGCUGUGGCUGCUGCACCCGCUGUAGAACAGCAGCCACAGAUGGCCAACUGGACGGUGUCGGAUGUGUGCGAAUUCAUUAAGAAUCUUCCUGGUUGCAGUGAUUACGUUGAUGAUUUUGAGCAACAAGAAAUCGAUGGCCAGGCCUUAUUGUUGCUCAAGGAAAAUCACUUGGUGAAUGCAAUGGGAAUGAAAUUGGGACCGGCUCUCAAAAUAGUAGCCAAAGUUGAAUCUAUGAAAGAAGUAUCAGCCGCAGCAUUAAAUGCUGCCAACAAUGCGAUGGAGAGCAGUAAUACCAACUCCUCACAAUAAAGAAACUACUGCAAGAGCAAAACAAAAUUUCAAAUUGUAAAUAAUUGUUUGUUUACCUUUUAAAAUAAUAAUAAACUAAACGGAAAAAGUAUGAUUUAAAAAGGCUGUAUUAUAUAAAAAACACUAAAUUUAAACCUAAAAAAUGCUGACAAAAUUCAAAACUAUUUUGCUUACAUCUAAAACAAACAAAAAGCAAAUAAAAUUAAAAAAUAUAUAUAAAAAUUUAAAUUACUCCUGUAUAUAAUAGUUAAGGUUAAAUGAAACAGACAGACAAAUUGUGUGUUUUCUUAAAUAUGUAUCUACUUUAUAUUCGUACUACACUAAUAAAAACAAUUAAAAUUCUGAAUGUAACUGAAAUUUACUAAUAAUUGUACGAAUUAAACAUUUGAAUCUUCAUAAUUUUUUAACUUCUUUCAUAAGUAUUUAUUUUAAUUUUAUAAAAAAAGCUAAAAAACAUCUUAAAGAUAAAUUUAUAAAUAAUAAUAAUACCAAUACCCAUAUACACAAUUAAACAUAUACAUGUUACAUAAGUGUAUUAAUGUAUUCGAUUUGAUUUAAUUUGAUGAUAUUAAAUAUUUUUUAACAUUAUAUAGUUUGAUUUUUUUCCUUUAUGAUUUUAUAAAUAUAUAUAU